AUGACUGUUGGACGGUUCGCUUCAAUGCCCAAUAAAGCCUUAUCGUCUCCCAACGUCUUCGCAGCGUCAACGCCGCUCAUCGAGCCUACUCAAUCUCAUCCGGUCGGCCACCCUUCAUCAACGUCAGAGCCUCUACAUCGGCAACGAUCGCUCGUCAACGUCAACGAUUCCACACCGUCGCCGAGCGCUCGCUAUCAACGUCUUCACACCGUCGACGAUCCCGCUCAACGCCAGCGAUCUUGCAACGUCAACACUGCUCAACGAGACUGCUCAAGCUCACCCGGUCAGCCACCCUUCAUCAAACGUCAGAGCCUCCACACCAGCAACGAUCGCUCAUCAACGUCAACGAUUCCACACCGUCGACGACCGUCUAGCAACGUCAGACUAUCCGUACCAUCAAGAACACUAUACGUCGACGACCACUCAUCAAGACAAGCGAAUCCUACACCUCAGCCCAUCGCUCUUCAACGUCAACGACUCCACACCAUCCUCAUCAACGUCAUCAUCUCUACAUCGUCGACGAUCGCUCUCAACGCCAGCGUCUCAACGACUUCGAAUCAUCAGCCAACGUCCCCACCAACGUCAGCGUCCCUGCUCCAUCGACGACCGCUCUCAACGUCAACGUCUCUCCUGACCUCCUAUCUUCAUCAAGAAAUGUCAUCCAACGACAGCUCUCAAAUACGGCGUCAGAUUGGAUUCUUCAAGAAACAGCUCCAACGUCAUGGGUUGUCAGUAACAACCACACUGAAGGAGUACCACAUAAAAACCGAACAACUGGACUUCCGUCAUCUAGAAAACGACGAACUUGAAUCACUACGAGCUGAGAUCGUUCCACUGAGAAGAAACCUUCUGAAGUCCUACCAAAAGAUCACAAAAUUAAACGACGAGUGGACAACACUUCAGGACUCCAACACAGGCGAGCAAGAAAUUUUCAACGAAUAUAUAUCAAAGUAUGGUGACUACCGAGAAUCAAUCUCUACAUCAGUCCUCCAGUUAGAGGGCUUGGAUAUCCUGCUUAAUGCCAUUGAUCAGGAAUACAUCAAGAGGAACAUACACGUGCCUUCCGAUCUAUCUGAUGCUACUUCUCUGGAGGACUACGGAAACGAAUUGACGUCAGCAAAGAGAGCAACUAUCCAUCACGAGCAUCGAUCGCCUCUACUACAUCAAGCAACAGCUACGCAUUUGUCCCCGGACUCCCCUUUACUCAACUUCGUCGACGCUUCCAUUUUAACAAAAAUGGAAUUACCCACAUUCGAUGGAAACUUACUGGAGUAUCCCGAAUUUUCGGCGCGAUUUGCUACUUUAGUGGGAAACAAACCACAACUCGACAAUACGACAAAAUUCUGCCUGCUCAAAUCUUGCCUGCGCGGACGAGCUCUCCAGUCAAUACAAGGCCUAUCCAUGACCGCGGAGAACUACAAUAUCGCAAUGGAUAUACUUCGUACGCACUUCGACGACAAGGUCACCAUGAGACACAUAUUGUACACCAAACUAUCGCAACUGCCGCCGUGCGAUCCAGAAGGUCAUCACCUUCCUGUGCUGUACAACAGGAUGUUCUCGCUAGUGAGACAGUUUUGCAAUGGCGAAGACGACUCAAAGGAAACAGCUCUAGGAGCACUCCUCCUCAACAAGUUACCCCUUCGAGUUCGAAGCCAAAUUUACGACAAAACGGGGAACAGCCACAAUGUCACUCCGAGCGAACUUUUGCAUCUCCUGACCGACAUCGUCCGCAAAGAUUCGACGCUCUUCGAAAUCGAGUAUCACUCAAAACAAUCGCCACAACUGAGCAACCUGCACCAGAGUUUUGUCGCCAAAGAAGGACAUCAGUCAAACAACUCGCGCCCGCUUCCUCGACCAUCUACAACAAAAGGGAAAAUCAAGAGAUGUCAAUUCUGCAACUCGACAUUUCACGCCUCCACGGACUGCAACAUCUUCCCAACGCCAAAGCAACGCAGUGAACAGGCAAAAAUUCGACAAUUGUGCUAUAAUUGCCUAUCCAACAGGCAUUCGACGAAGGAAUGUACCUCGAGGUUUCUCUGCACGUUUUGCUCGAAGAAACAUCACUCUUCACUUUGCUUCCAGAUGACUAGCAAAAAACUCAGAGGGACUCCACCUAAAGCGAAGCAAAAGACUCCAUUAUCAGGAACCAGGCGAACACCUCGACUACAAAGCCACACAGUGCGAAUGACAGUGCCUCUAUUGGAUGUUCCUGCUGUGAGUGAAAACAAAUCUCAAAUUCCAUGUCGACCUGAUAACAACCCAAGUUCCACUGAUCCAUCAGAUCAUCCUCUCUCGUCAAGCGAGCACCAUAGUUCUCAACUACACACGGUGUCGACGCAUCACUCUACCCAACACUCACUGCAAGCCACCCUUAUGUGUGCAACCGUGCGACCUUUCAACCCAUCUGAUCCGUCCAGAGAAGUGACAGCCACAGCCUUUUUAGACUCCGGUUCGAGCAAAUCUUAUAUCACUGCAGAACUCGCGACGUUACUUGAGCUACCAACUCUCACCACGGAGAAAAUAACCAUAUCUACGUUUGGAAGCACAACUUCACUGGAGCUGCCAUCCAAAGACCAUAAUAUCGGCGUUUACACAGAGGAAGGAGCAAAAUACCUCGAUGUCAAAUCCGUGCCAACUCUUACCGGAAGCAUUCAACACAUCUAUAUGUCUUCAGAUCCCGACCGAAGAUUUACUCACACAUCUUGUACUCCAUCACUACUCAUAGGAAACGACUAUUUCUGGGACAUAGUGCUUUCGGAUAACUUCUUCUGCCAGAAAAUGCCGAGCGGAUAUCGUCUACUACAUACUACAAUAGGAGACAUCAUCAUCAAUAAACAAAUCGACAUCAAGAAAUCGGAGAACAUCUCGUUGUUUGCUUCUGAAAAGGGACUUUCCAACCCAAGCAAUCAUGAUGAACUUUCCGAGCUCGUCAGCAAUUUUUGGAAAUUCGAGACAAUCGGCAUCCUUGAUGACCCAAUGCAAAGAAUGAAUCUACGAGCUUACGUGAGCAACUCUGCUGAACUCAAUAAGUUCUUCGAAGAAAAGGAACAGACCGCCUCUCUUGAACACCAAAAGUUGCUGGGUCUCCAAUGGGACACUUCCAACGAUACGAUUACUAUUCAGCUUCCAGAAGAACCUCCUCCGCAUGUAGUAUGGACGAAGCGUAAGGUGCUGAAACACAUCGCUAGCAUCUACGACCCUCUUGGCUUGAUAUCUCCAAUCACACUCAGAGGAAAGCUUUUUCUUCAAUCGCUGUGGAGAAUCGAACUAUCCUGGGACGAUCCACUACCUGAAGAACAAAAUGACCAAUGGUGCCGUCUCCUUUCGUCAUGGACAAUUUCGUCAUUCACUUUACCGCGCCUACUGACAGACGUGAACGACAACUCCGACUCUUUGUAUGACUUACAUGUCUUCACCGACGCAUCAUCAACGGCAUACUGUGCGACAGCAUACGUAGUUCAUCGAAGGAAAAACGCUCCUCCAACUGCUCUCUUCCUCAUGUCAAAAUCUAGAUUGGCUCCUCUCAACAAAGCGAUAACCAUACCUCGACUUGAACUCGCAGCCUUGAUGAUCGGUGCAAAAUUAACGACAUAUCUUGCAGAGCAACUGGACAUCACCAUCACUCGCAAAUUCCUUUGGACUGACAGCGAUGUCACCCUAAGAUGGAUCAAAGGCAACAAAGAAUUGCCAAUUUUUGUUCGCAAUCGGGUCAAAAUCAUUCAAGACAAUACAUCGGAUGUGAUCGUCCGACACAUUCCCGGACAUCUGAACCCAGCUGACAUCGGAACUCGUGGAGCAACCACACAAGAAUUACUGGACUCUUCACGCCGGUGGAGCGGACCGGAAUUUCUCGAGCAAAAGGAAGACCUUUGGCCAAGUGAUAACUUGAAGACCUCAAAAACGCCAUCGACCACAAGUUACGAAGAAAAGGAAUCGCACUCCGGCGAAGCCGGUACAACAUCCUCAGCGCUCGUCACAUCAGCGACCCAGUCAACAACGGACUUCCGUGAUAUGCCUGCCUCCUUUCCGUUGGACGUCGAACGAUUCAGCUCUUGGAUGAGGCUAGUUAACACAAUUUUCUAUAUUUUGCGCUUUUUCGUCAUAAAAUCGAAACGGGCUUCCCACCACUUUGGGAGUAAUAAAGUAGCCCUACUGUGGAAAGCGGAAACUAUUCUAUUUCGGGUUGCUCAAUCUCAACAUCCACCUUCUAACGAGCAUAAAAGGAGCCUCAACCUUUUCAUGUGUGAUACUUCUCUUCUUUGGAAAUGCAGGGGACGUAUAGAUUACUCCGAACUCCCACAAGAAACAAUAACUCCAAUCUUCCUCCCGCAGAAGAGCCGUAUUACGGCCCUCUUUGUCCUGAGCGUUCACCAACGUAAUAAUCAUUGUGGGAUUAACCAUACCCUCACACUCACUCGACAGUCCGUAUGGAUUCCCAAGGGACGAGCAACAAUAAAAAGGAUACUGCACGAAUACUGUUUCCACUGCAAGAGGUACUCUGCCAAACCAUAUUCGCUUCCACCGUUUCCUGCUCAUCCACAAAGAAGAGUCAAACCACCUACUUAUCCAUUCGAGAACACGGGUAUGGACUUUUUUGGCCCUCUUCAAUACAGGAACGCCGACAACGUAGCUGACAAAUUCUGGAUGAUCCUUCUAACUUGCCUCAAUUGUCGCGCCAUAUACGUUGAUGUUGUAACGGACAUGUCCGCCCUUACGGGUGGAAUCUACGAAAAGAUGAUCGACAUAUUCAAGAAAUCAUUCAAGCAUGCAAUUGGCAACCGCUUAAUGAACAUUGAUGACGUCAAGACCAUCGCUAAAGAAACGGAGGCUAUCGUCAACACAAGGCCACUCACCUACUACACCGACGACAUCAACUAUUACCCCUUGAGACCCAUCGACUUCCUGAGACCUCACGCACGACUUAGUGGACCUCAGCCAUUGGAACGUACCGAUGAAUGGUCUCCAGUUCUUACAACCCGCGACACCCUUCUAGCAGACUGGAAAAGGACGGCGGAACUAGUCACAUCCUUCUGGAAACGUUGGUUGCAAGAGUACGUAACCGCCCUACGCGAGCAAUAUCGAACCGAGCAUACCACACCCCGUUCUCACGAAAAGGAACCUCCUCGUCAAGGAGACUUCGUAUUAGUGCACGAUCCUCUGCUUCAACGUGGACAAUGGAGAAUGGGAAAGGUCGUAGGAUCUCAAGACAAUUUCAGAAGAUCUGUGGAAAUCAAACUCCCAAACAGAAGGAUCAUCACUCGUCCGCACAAUCUCGUCUUCAAAUUGGAAGUGCCACCUGCUUCUCCAUCACCUAAUCCACCACCCGCCACCUCAUCAGGAAAUACACUGCAUCCAAUGAUCACGAGAUCAAAAGCACGACUUCUUAACAACGCCGUCCUUCUGUGUAACAAUAUGGUCCUUCUGUGCCUAAUGAUUCUGACAAUACAAGGGACAUCAUCAGCUCAUACUCGCUGCCCUGAAGAAAUCAACAUAAAUAAGACCAUACUUUUUGCUACCGAAUGCACUCCAAAAGGAAUCGCGAUAGCACGGUACGAGCACGACAACAAAAACGUUUUCUGUUGGUUUCCGAUCAUUUGCCCAUUUGGCGAGAUACGAUUCGAUGCGUCAAAACCAACGGUUUCACCGAUAUGCGGCAAGAAGUGCAAAUGUCCAGAUUGGACAGAUUCAUGCUCCUUUUCGAGCAGCUCAAGGACAACAACAUCUCAAAUAGACCUCAUGCCAACUUCUAUCAAGAAUUACAAACCCGCAUAUGUGUGCUCAUUCAACUUCAAUUCUUCAUGCGAUCCAGGGAAAAGGAUGGGAGUUUUCAAUCAAAUACAACUUUUCGAUGACAACGUACUACUCGUGGAAAAACUCACCAUCACGAUAAAGGACUACAUCGACAAAAACGACUAUGUGUGCAUAGAUUGGAAAGGAUGGAAGAGGCGCAUAGCAAGACGGUCGACCGGCACGUCUCGUUUCUGCCAAAACCACGAUUGUCGAGACAACGCACAAGUGUUCUGCACGUACGACAACCCUCUCGCGCUCUUAGUCAUAGAUGACACAUCCUCUAUACAUGAAGGAGCCAUACCAAUAAAGGCGUGGGGAUCGAUCACCAAAGCGUACUAUGAGUUCAGGAAGGAUGAGCGGAUUGAAAGUUCGUUGAACGCAGUAAAAAGGAGUAUUGUAACGCCAGCCUUUGGCCUGACCACUCCUCUCAUCUCAGUGCAGUGUAUCAAAGGAGGAGUCUCAAUUGACAACCUUUUCCACAACGAUAUUACCGAGAUAUGUGUUAGUCAAUACUGCGUUUUUGCUCGCAGCAUCUCUUCCAAGGACACACUAUUUCCGAACUCACUCAUAAUGUAUGAUUACUCAGUCUCCAUCAAGACAUGGAACAACGGUACGAUCACAGAUGAGUCUACAGUUUCCUGCAAAGCUCAUCCGAUAUGCGAAACGUUACGUUGCACCUUCUGCUGGGAACACAUAUACAACGUACAGUGCUGGACCAACACCCAGAUGAUAAUAAUUGCACUUUCCUUCCUAAUCAUUUUCCUCAUUCUACCGGGAAUUCGCUUCAUCGGCAAGAUAGUCUUGGUGCUGAUUGCUCCACUUCUCUCCAUACUAGCAAUGUUGAAUCCCUCCAAAAUAUUCCACGAAGGAUCGCGGCCUCACCGGACUCAACUUCGCACAUAUACUAAUCGCAGGAGACGGAUCCACAACCGCAGAUUUCUCACGUGCGUCAUCUCAAUCAUAAUCCACCUUCACUACAGCGAAGGAUGUUCACAAGUUUCUUCGCUAACUGGAAAUGAAGCAAAAUGUGUCACUACCGGAAACGCCGAGACAUGUACGUUCAACGAAGCUACCCUCCUCACUCUCCAACCUCUUCAACAGGCGACGUGCUUGACACUGAGGGAUAAGAGGGACAAUGCUGUGGGCGUGAUCUCCAUCAAAAUCAAAGGAAUCAACUUCAGAUGCCACAAAAACGUGGAAUUUUUCACCCGCGACCACAAAAUAGUCUCGGAAUCCGUUCACCGCUGUUACAAUGCUGGUAGUUGUGUCAAAGACGCGUGUGAUAAUACCUCACCAACGGACAAGAUCAAGGAAUUUUCGAGUACUGCAAACAGUAGCCCAGGCUACACAUUCUGUACUAUCAGUUGCGGAUGCAUCUUCUGCGAGGGCUGCUUCUUUUGUCAACCGAGCUGCCUGUUUUAUCGACUUUACGCAAUACCAACAAGUUCGACUAUCUAUACGGUCUUCAGUUGCCCGAGCUGGGAAACCAUCAUCAACAUCGAAGUCGAAAUCCUUCAAGAAGAACUCAAAAUAGCCAACACUCUGCAACUCCUUCCUGGUCAAACAACAUCAUGGAACAAUCUUCGCUUCACUCUCAUAGGCAACAUUAUUCCUCAACUGCCGAUUCUAUCAUCAACGUUUAUGGAAACAAGACGGAAUCGCGAUCGUGAAACCAGCUCAUAA
This is a messenger RNA of Ostertagia ostertagi, 7473 nucleotides long. The record is from the annotation of a GenBank genome assembly. NCBI's taxonomy places the organism in Eukaryota, Metazoa, Nematoda, Chromadorea, Rhabditida, Trichostrongylidae.